ACCGCCUUUGCGCCGGGACACAGCAGGCGAGGGUCCUGCCAGAGCCGGCUUCUGCUGCCCCUUACCGGCGCUAUGGCCUGCGGGCUGGCAUUCGAUCUUCCUGCGGCCCCGCUCGCCCCUGUGCGUCCCCGGGGCGCGAAGGUGUCCUGAGCUGAGCUCUGACUCAGGAUGUUCCGGCGCCAGCCCAUGGACAGGACCCCGGCUUACAAGCCCAAGGGGUAUCCCGACGGGUCCACCCGACGCCGCGCCCUUCAGCAGCUACAGAUGCUGCUGCCCACGCUCGACGGCCGUGCGGGGCGAGGCGCAGACGGCGCGUGGUGGCGGGACCGCAAGUCCCAGCACCUGUCUUCCCCGUCCCCCGAGUCCCCGUACGCUUCGCGGGGCCGUGGGGCCCUGCGUGCGCUGCUGCUGCCGCCGCUGCUGCAGAGCAGCUUGACCCGGGAGGCGGGGGCUCGGGGGAACCGGCAGCCGGCGGACCGGGACAACCCUGACGCCCUGGGCACGCUGCUGGGGGAACUGCUGCCCAACAAGUUCCGCCACUUCCUUCACCAGCUGCGCGCCAAGAUCGCAGAGCCAGAGGCGGACCCACCCUCAGCGCCACAGUACUCCAGCAGUCCAUCCGAGCACUGCCCAGCUUCUCGGUGUUCCAGCAGCUCUUUCCUCCCAGACUCGUGGGACCAACCAUUGAACUGGGACGACAGUUUUAGAGAGAAGACUACCCUGGGGCUCCCAAAAGGUGAAUUCGUCAGAGCCAAAAAGGCCCAUCCCCCCUCUGGAGAAGGCUCAAGACCCCGCAGACGGUAUUGUCCUUUCCGGGUGCGAUUCGCAGACGAGACCUUGCAGGAUACAGCACUCCGGUACUGGGAACGUAACCGGGCAGUCCGGCAGAAUAUCUUACCGAGCGAGCAGACGGCUUUGCCAGCUGUAUCUGUGUCAGAGCGAGUGCUUGGGAGUGUUGGGAGAUGGUUGGACAGUCUGCCCAGAGCCCUUCAACCCAGGGUCCAAGACACCGCGGCUAGCUCCUCAUGCUGGAACUGCCCCCGCGAGUCAGCUCAGGAACCACAGCUCUACCUUUCUGAGGAUGCCACCGUGAGCAGCCGCCUACCCUUCAUCUCCAGGGCCACCGCCCCAAGGCCAAGGGGAGGCCUAAGAACCUUCCUGGACACCCCUAACAAUCCGGAGCAGGUGGGCAAAUCGCCCUGUCCCGGGAGCCAGAAGCUGGAAUCCUUUCUGCCCAGUUUGGUGCUGCAGACCGUUCUAAAGCAAGGCCGCCCUAAGGGCUACCAGCUCCUUCUGCCGACCACAAACCGGCAGCAGGCUCACAGGUCUUUAUCGCCACCUGCUGGCCCUUGAAGAAACGGCUCGGACUCGGCGCGGAGUGGAGUCUAACUGGGAGGACCGAAUGCUGGGGGUUUGGGCUGGACUGGGCCGGUCAUCUUAGGGACCAGAUGGGCUGGGGAUGAUGAAGGGCUGAAGAAAGGUAGAUCCGGACCCGGUAUGCGACGCGAUGCGUCAACGUCAUCUGCGCUGGGCUGGAGCGGGCCUCGGUCCCUUUCUGGGCUUUCAGGCUGAGACCCAGGACGUGGAAUUCUGGAGUGCUGCGCACCGCGGGUGCGGGUUCUGCCUCUGUUUCCCCGGCCGCCUGCAGCGCCGCGCCGCACCGCGCGGGGGCAGUGUUGGCCUGGCUUUGCGCCGCGAAACUUCAGCUCUAGUCCGGUGUUGAAAACUUUCCCUUAGGCAG
Rattus norvegicus (Norway rat) is the source of this 1741-nucleotide messenger RNA. It is a transcript of the gene C3h9orf50, whose product is annotated as similar to human chromosome 9 open reading frame 50. The record is from RefSeq and is a predicted model, not a curated record. Lineage: Eukaryota; Metazoa; Chordata; Mammalia; Rodentia; Muridae.